This is a messenger RNA of Dromiciops gliroides (monito del monte), 5584 nucleotides long. It is a transcript of the gene RHOBTB2, whose product is annotated as Rho related BTB domain containing 2. The coding region runs from base 530 to 2785 and encodes 751 amino acids. The record is from RefSeq and is a predicted model, not a curated record. Gene Ontology annotation, biological process: small GTPase-mediated signal transduction; regulation of proteolysis; proteasome-mediated ubiquitin-dependent protein catabolic process. Lineage: Eukaryota; Metazoa; Chordata; Mammalia; Microbiotheria; Microbiotheriidae. Gene Ontology annotation, molecular function: GTPase activity; ubiquitin protein ligase binding; GTP binding. The transcript is spliced from 10 exons. Gene Ontology annotation, cellular component: cytoplasm.
GGAGGUCGCCCGGCGGGUCCCGAGACUGCAGCGCAAGGCAGCUUCACUGCGCCGUCACUGCAACCGGAGUGGACACGGGCACGGACAAACAGUUGCAGCCUCGCUCCUCCCUCCCUUCCUUCCUUCCUCCCUCCCUCCCACCCUCUGCUCUCCGCGGUUGGAGGAGGGGAGCGGGUUAGGCCGGGCAGUGACCGAUCACGCAGCGCUGGGACCCCCGCCGCGGUGCCCGUGACCCUGAGCGUCCCGCGGCGCCGCCGCAGCUUCCACUGCCUAUGACCCUGGGCGCCCCGCGGCGCCGCCGCUGCUGCCCAUGACCCUGAGCGCCCAGCGCUCGCGGAGAUGCUGAGGAUACGUGAGAGGCCGCGGCUGCAGUGCCCAGCGCGCGGGGACCGCGCCGCUGGCUCCGCCGUCCAGCCGGGCCCGGUCGGCCUGCUGUUGGGGGCCAGCCUCAUCUAGGACCAGCCUCGGGCCCCGGUCGCCGCAUCCUACCUGCACGCACGGGAUCGACCCCUGUCACCCACUAAAAUGAAUGUGUUUUGCAGGACGAGGUGUGAUCCUUGCCCUCCACAUUACCCAGUCACAUGUAGCGGUGUCCCAAUUAAUGGAUUCUGACAUGGAUUAUGAGAGGCCAAACGUAGAGACCAUCAAGUGUGUCGUGGUCGGGGACAACGCUGUCGGCAAGACCAGGCUCAUCUGUGCCCGCGCCUGCAAUGCCACCCUCACCCAGUACCAGCUGCUUGCCACCCAUGUGCCCACAGUCUGGGCCAUUGACCAGUACCGGGUGUGCCAGGAGGUGCUGGAACGUUCUCGGGAUGUAGUAGAUGAUGUCAGUGUGUCCCUUCGUCUCUGGGACACCUUUGGAGACCACCACAAAGACCGGCGCUUUGCUUACGGGAGAUCUGAUGUUGUGGUUCUUUGCUUCUCCAUUGCUAAUCCCAAUUCCCUGCACCAUGUCAAGACCAUGUGGUACCCAGAAAUCAAGCACUUUUGUCCAAGGGCUCCUGUUAUCCUAGUGGGUUGCCAGCUGGACCUACGCUAUGCUGACUUGGAAGCCGUCAAUAGGGCCAGGCGCCCUUUGGCCAGGCCUAUCAAGCCAAAUGAAAUCCUGCCUCCUGAGAAGGGCCGGGAGGUGGCCAAGGAGCUGGGCAUCCCAUACUAUGAGACCAGUGUGGUGGCACAAUUUGGCAUCAAAGAUGUCUUUGACAAUGCCAUCCGGGCAGCCCUCAUUUCCCGCCGUCACUUGCAGUUCUGGAAGUCUCACUUGCGAAAUGUCCAGCGCCCCCUGCUACAGGCUCCGUUCCUCCCCCCCAAGCCUCCUCCCCCCAUCAUUGUGGUUCCAGAUCCUCCUUCCACCACUGAGGAGUGUCCUGCCCACCUCCUGGAGGACCCUCUCUGUGCGGACGUCAUUCUGGUGCUGCAAGAGCGGGUGCGCAUUUUUGCCCACAAGAUCUACCUCUCCACUUCCUCCUCCAAAUUCUAUGACCUGUUCCUCAUGGACCUGAGUGAAGGAGAGCUGGGGGGUCCCUCUGGGUCAGGGGGCCCCCGCAUAGAGGAGUCCCAAGGCCACUCUGACCACCACCACCACCAUCAUCACCACCACCAUGGACGGGACUUCCUGCUGCGGGCAGCUAGCUUUGAUGUGUGUGAGAGCACAGAUGAGGGAGGGGGUCCUGGCCCAGCCGGCCUCCGAGCUUCCACUAGUGAUGGAAUCCUUCGGGGCAAUGGGGCUGGCUACUUGCUUGGUCGUGGCCGGGUACUCUCAUCCUGGAGUCGUGCAUUUGUGAGCAUUCAGGAAGAGAUGGCGGAUGACCCCCUCACCUACAAGUCACGAUUGAUGGUGGUGGUGAAAAUGGAUGCUUCCAUUCAGCCUGGACCCUUCCGAGCUGUGCUCAAGUAUUUGUACACUGGGGAAUUAGAUGAGAAUGAACGGGAUCUCAUGCACAUUGCCCACAUUGCUGAAUUGCUGGAAGUGUUUGAUCUGCGCAUGAUGGUUGCCAACAUCCUCAACCACGAGGCCUUCAUGAACCAAGAGAUCACUAAGGCCUUCCAUGUUCGUAGGACCAACCGGGUUAAGGAGUGUCUGGCGAAAGGCACAUUUUCAGACGUGACCUUCAUCCUGGACGAUGGGACCAUUAGUGCCCACAAGCCUCUGCUGAUCUCCAGCUGCGACUGGAUGGCUGCCAUGUUUGGGGGGCCGUUUGUGGAAAGCUCAACGAGGGAGGUUGUGUUUCCGUACACCAGCAAAAGCUGUAUGAGAGCUGUGCUGGAAUACCUCUACACGGGCAUGUUCAGUGCCAGCCCUGACCUGGAUGAUAUGAAGCUCAUCAUCCUUGCUAACCGGCUGUGCUUGCCUCAUCUGGUCGCGCUCACAGAACAAUACACGGUGACGGGACUGAUGGAAGCCACGCAGAUGAUGGUGGAUAUAGAUGGAGAUGUCCUUGUUUUCCUGGAGCUGGCUCAGUUCCAUUGUGCAUAUCAGUUGGCUGACUGGUGUCUCCACCACAUCUGCACCAACUACAACAAUGUCUGCCGGAAGUUUCCCCGGGAUAUGAAGGCCAUGUCUCCAGAAAACCAGGAGUAUUUUGAGAAGCACCGGUGGCCACCUGUCUGGUACCUAAAAGAGGAAGAUCAUUACCAGCGAGCCCGGAAAGAGCGAGAGAAGGAGGACUACCUCCACCUGAAGCGGCAGCCUAAAAGGAGAUGGCUCUUCUGGAAUGGACCCUCCUCUCCUUCCUCCUCUGCAGCCUCCUCUUCAUCUCCCUCCUCCUCUUCUGCUGUAGUUUGAGAGCCACUUCAGCCCUCCCAGGAUGGUCCCACUGCUCUCCUCUCCUAGCCACCUGCCCCAGCCCCCCUCAGUCCUCCUUUAUCUGCAUUUCGUCCCUCUCCUCUCACCAGGGACAAGAGGACCUAAUCAACUAGGCCCAUGAGGGUGGAGCAGAUACACCAGCCAAACCAUCUCACUGGAAGAAAGACCGGGCUCUGGUGAGAGGAGUGGGGACUAGCUGAAAAUGGGAAGGAGCCAGAGCUUUCCAGGACUCCCCAAAUGAGGCAUCAGGGAGAGCCAGCGCCUCAGUCGUCCAUCCUCUUUCUUCCCUUUUGGAAUUUGGAGCCCUAGGCAUGGCUGGAGAGCCACGAGCCAAGGGAAUCUAAGACAUCUGGGUUUACGGGAAGUUGUGAUUUUUGUAGAGGGGUUUAUUUUUGGACUGGGGGAGAGGGUCCCAAAUUCCUUGGUGAGGAGAGAACAAGGUUUCUCCCAGAACUGUUUUCCCAAAGGACUUGUAGUCCACAAAUGCAUUGGGGGAAAUUUCACUUGGGGCAAAGUCAAACGCUGUCCCUCUCUCUUCUCCCCCACCCUCCACUUUAUUUGUAAAAGCCAGUGUAGGAAUUAUCCUCACCCCAUCACUAGAGCUGCUCAUCUUGGAAAGUGUCUAUGAGAGGAAGAUGGUGGGAGGGCUAAGAGAGCCUUCUUCCUACCCAUCACCCAGGCACUUUAGAGGUGCCUUUGUAGACCUGGCAAGUCCCUGGAAUUUGAAUAGAGCUAUAGGUGUUCAGAGCUCCCCAGGCUAGAAAUGAUGGUGCCAGUGAGAGACUCCUCCCGGCUUACCUUCUUCCACAAGGCCUAGAGAAAACUUACUCACUAGACAGAAACCAACAGGAAGAGGUAGAAGUUAGUAGGAAAGGAAGGAAGGUAGAAGGGAGUGAAAUUCGAUGUUCAACAACUACCAAUUCAUAGGACUUAGAACCAGAAAGAGCCAUAGAGAUGAUCUAGUCCGUCUGGGGAGUUUAGGUGACUUACCUAAGGUCACAUAGGUAGUUUGUGGUAGAGCUAGGAUUCAAACCCCCAGGUAAUCUGCCACUACAUCACAAUCUUCCUCUGCUCUUCCCAACCUCUGAACAGAGCCUGGCUUUUGGGAGGAGGAGAGGGGAAGAGGGGGAGGUUACAAGGGGAGGCAGAAAUAGCCAAAAGAAAUCCCCCCACUCCAUCAAAUCUUCCCACAAACUCUACAGAAUGAAAAGCAGAAAAAGAUACUUUUUAUUAAGCCAAACAAAAGCCCCGGAGGCCAAGAGAGAAGGUUGCUGGGGAUGAAGGAAGGGAUAAUUGGGUUGUGGGAACCACUCUGCAAGCCCAGUGGAAAGAGAGUCCUCUGUUUCCUGACUUUAUGGAGCCCUGGAAUCACUGAUUGGGGGGUUCAGAUGGGCUGGAGGUAACCCGUGGCCCCUUGAAGCCUAGCGAUUGACACUUUUGCCCAAAAUGGCUUCUGUUUCCUCCCAGUCUGAGGUUUUCCCUUCCCUGAAAGUGAAAGUCACCCACUUGGUCUUUACUGGGUAGUAUCAUGGGGUAUUUUGUGUUGCGUGUGUAUGGGGGGUAGUGUUAAAUCAGGAGGAGUUGGGGAACUGGCUUUCAUUUAAAUUUAUGGCAUCUCUUCCCCCACUCCAAAAUUUGGGAGAGUGGCAAAGGGACAGUGUCAGUGUCAGGGCAGCCCCUGCAGCCCCCAUGGGGCAAAAGGAGGGCAGGCAAAGCCCCUUUCUCAGUACUCCUUCCUCUGACCCCUGCCAAGAUUCUAGAUUGACCAGCUUGCUUGGCUUAUUGUAGAGCAAGCCUCGUUCUGAAAUUACACUGUGGGGACCACUAGAGCUCUGUUUCCAUGUAUACUAUCUGCCCUGGGGCCCAUUUCCCAAGCUUACUGGUCAUGUUGGUGAUGUGCCGCCCUCCGCUGGCCUACUCUUCUCCCUGUAUGCCCAGGCACAGGAGGAUAAGGCUGGUGCUAUGUUGACAAAUGCUGCUUUACCCUUGGUUUCUCCUUAAAAGAAAAAGAGGGCAAGUAUGGUGGUCACAAACCUCCCUCCAUGGGGGCAGGGUAGAACUGAUCUUCGCAGGGCCUUUUCCAAGCCCACAGACCACCUUGGCAGAAAGGUGGGAUGGGGACUUGCCCAACAAAAGAUGAAGAGGUGGGAGGCUCUGGAAGACCUCCUUGUGUCAGGGAGGUUUCCAGAGAGCUUUCAGGUCUGUGUUCAGAGUAAGAGGGUAGGAGGUCAGUUGAGGGAGAAAAGGGAGAGAGAUCCAGUGAUUGGAGCUGAAUAAUUGGAGUUACCUGAUUGGAAAAAUGAAUUCUUCCUUUUCAAAGGCUCAUUUCCUAGGUAGGCCUGGACAGAGCCUUGGAAGAAGAGAGACAAAAGGGAAGCAAACAUAAUGCCCAGUGAAGGACAGUUAUUCCCUCAGGGAUCCCUCUCCCCUUCUCCCGAGCUGUGCCCUCAGAGCCAAUUUCUAUCACCCUCUGGUCCAGUUUGUGGCCCAGGGUGCCAACCUAGCUGAACCAGCCCUUAGAGGGUGAACAAACUCUGACCCCUUGCAGCAAAGCAGAUAGACCUCUCUGCUGGGGGUAUUCCCAAGAGCUGGUGAGAGUUAAUGUAACUCACCCAUGCAGGGCAUGGUUGACCGAAUUACAGAGGAAAAGGAGAACUGAUGAUACUCACUGGGAGGUGGGAGGGAAGGAGGAGAAAAAAAACCCAACCCUCUUUUUAUACAAGGUUUCAUAUUUAAUUUGAUCAUAAAUUCAUAAAUACAUAACUAUUUUAUACACAA